AUGUCAACCGGUACACAUCAAGACAAAAGAAACGCUUUAAUGGUGAUGAGUGGUGUGGCACUCUUGAUUGCAAGCCUAGCAAAACAGAAAAAAACGUCAAUGUUGCGGCCAAUACCAAAAAAUUUUUGUGGGCUGUCUUCUUCAGACUUUGAAAAUCUGCUGCAGAAAAUUGGACCAAUAAUUUCAAAACAGGAUACUUAUUUUCACUCAUCGAUUUCUGCUCAAGACAGGUUGGCAGUGACACUUCGAUUCCUUGCCACAGGAGAUUCAUAUACUAGCCUCCAAUACACAUUCUGGAUUUCUAAGCAAUCUAUUGGAUAUAUAGUACCAGAAGUCUGCACAGCACUCAUCAAUGAAUUAAGAGGAUACAUUAAGCUGCCUAAAACACCUGAAGCAUGGAAAGAAGUAAGCAAGGUAUUCAAAACAAAAUGGAACCUGCCACACUGUAUCGGGGCACUUGAUGGCAAACAUAUUAUAUUGCAAGCUCCCAUUAACUCUGGCACAGAAUAUUCCAAUUACAAAUCUAACUUCAGUAUUGUUCUUUUUGCAUUGGUAGAUGCAAAUGCGAAUUUCAUAUUUGCUGACGUCGGUUGCCAAGGGCGAAUUUCUGAUGGCGGUGUAUUCCGUGGGAGUACUUUGCAUAGAAUGAUCGAGAAAAACCGAUUGGGGCUUCCAAUGGAUGAAAAACUGCCUGGAAGGUCUAUGUCAGAACCGGUACCAUACUUCUUUGCGGGAGAUAGUGCAUUCACUCUAAGUGAUAAUCUAAUGAAGCCCUAUCAUGGAGACUAUCCUAAGGGGACUCCCCAAAGAAUAUUCAACUACAGAUUGAGUAGGGCACGCCAAGUAGUCAAAGAUGCGUUCGGAAUAUUAAGUGCUGAGUUUCGAGUUUUAAGGAAGCCAAUGAUACUGGCUCCUGAAAAAUAAUGUUCUAUGUUAACUGCUAUACGUUGAUUUGUUGAAUCCAUAUUCCUUUGUAAGAGGUCUUUCUUCAACAAUUCAGGUUUGAUGACGUUUGAAGGGAGUAAUUUCUGUUGACACCUCUCUUUAAUUGAUGUGAUGAAAUUUCGAUGAGUAGAGGUGGAAAGUGUAGCUGAUUAUUAGAUUGUAGAGUGAUUAAUCUGCUUCUAAUUUGCAAAGUAUAUAUAUUACUGUAUAUUUUAUGAAAUAAUUUUAAACCAUACCUUGAUGAUUAUUGUCUUUGUCACAGUUCCUAAAGGGAACCAACCUCAAAGAGUUUGAUAAUUAUUUUUUAAAGUAAAAACAUUUUGUAGCAAGCCCAUUGAGUCAAGAAUGGACAGCCAGGGUCGGCUGUCACAGUGAAGGAGGGGGAGAUGUCAUGAACCAGAAGGUUUGACAAACCCCCAAACACCAGUUUCUUCCUUAAGAAGAGAAAUAAUUUUUUUCAACUUUAAGCUGAUCAGACAGUUUUGGCUGACAGAGUAAAAACGCUGAGGAGAGGUAGAAGUGAGGCUAGCAUUCUAGUCUCCCCUCC
Nilaparvata lugens (brown planthopper) is the source of this 1492-nucleotide messenger RNA. Its product is annotated as protein ALP1-like. The coding region runs from base 1 to 924 and encodes 307 amino acids. NCBI's taxonomy places the organism in Eukaryota, Metazoa, Arthropoda, Insecta, Hemiptera, Delphacidae. The transcript is spliced from 4 exons. The record is from RefSeq and is a predicted model, not a curated record.